Vigna angularis (adzuki bean) is the source of this 1203-nucleotide messenger RNA. RefSeq lists its product as uncharacterized. The transcript has a single exon. The record is from RefSeq and is a predicted model, not a curated record. NCBI's taxonomy places the organism in Eukaryota, Viridiplantae, Streptophyta, Magnoliopsida, Fabales, Fabaceae. The coding region runs from base 144 to 932 and encodes 262 amino acids.
CAAACAUCAAACAUUAAUAACAAAGAUUGCCAAAGGAUGCUCUUUCACUCUCUAAACUCCAACAAAAAUGCCACAAAAAAACCACACAAACAUCCCCUAAAUCAUGCAAUCCCUGUCUUUCUUCUUCUAAAACAAACACAAAAAUGGCAUCAUUCCCAAUGCCACACCUCCCACCAUGCACUUCUCUCCCUCACACUACUACCGCCGCUAAUAUAUUCUUACCCUCCUCUCUCUUCCGCCGUCGCCGGACUCUCCACCCUCUCCGCUGCUCCGCCUCCGAAAAGCCACAAGACGACGCCGUGGAGCUGCCUCUCUUCCCUCUGCCUCUGGUCCUCUUCCCGGGCGCGAUCCUCCCUCUACAGAUCUUCGAGUUCCGCUACCGCAUCAUGAUGCACACGCUCCUCCACACCGACCUCCGCUUCGGCGUGGUCUACCACGACGCCGUUUCCGGCACCUCGGAAGUGGGCUGCGUGGGGGAGGUGGUGAAGCACGAGCGCCUCGUGGACGACCGCUUCUUUCUGGUGUGCAAAGGGCAGGAGAGGUUCCGCGUGAACGACGUGGUCCGCAGCAAACCCUACCUGGUGGGACGCGUGACGUGGCUGGAGGACCGUCCGUCGGAGAACGACGGCGGAGACGACGCGGAGGCGCUGGCUCAGGAGGUGGAGGAGUAUAUGAAGGACGUAAUACGGAUCUCGAACCGGUUGGGAGGGAAAGGUGAGAAGGAGAUGGGGGAUUUGAGACGGAACCUGUUUCCGACGCCGUUUUCGUUCUUCGUGGGAAGCACGUUCGAGGGUGCGCCCAGGGAGCAGCAGGCGCUGUUGGAACUGGAGGACACGGCGAAGAGGUUGAAGAGGGAGAAGGAGACCCUCAAGAACACGCUUAACUACCUUACUGCUGCUUCUGCUGUCAAAGAUGCUUUUCCUUCUUCUUGAUUCAUCACCAUCAUCAUCAUCAUCGAUACACUACACCUUAUAAAUUUUGAUGCUUCACGUUUCAUGCUUUAUAUUUGUUCAUAAUUACUGCUUAAUGAUACUAAAUAUAGUUUUUCAGCUCCUAAUAUAUGUCAUAGAUCAAUGUGCCAUUACUCAUAGCAUGUUUGCUUGGAAUAACUUGAAGUGUGCUAUUUGAACUUUUUGGAUCUGAAUUUGUAAAUAUUUACAAAACAGAAGAAAUAGUUCCAACGACUUUCUCGAUUUCAAUCUA